Acanthaster planci (crown-of-thorns starfish) is the source of this 4344-nucleotide messenger RNA. RefSeq lists its product as uncharacterized. The record is from RefSeq and is a predicted model, not a curated record. Gene Ontology annotation, molecular function: protein binding. Lineage: Eukaryota; Metazoa; Echinodermata; Asteroidea; Valvatida; Acanthasteridae.
UCCAACUUCUUCCGCUUGGACACCAGGGAUUUCCUGAUAUCAGCUUCAACACAAGAGACAUUUUGGGUACUGAAGUCAGAGAAGCGCAGGCUUUUGGCUGACGAUGGAUUCUUGUGAAUCUGAAAUGACCUUGACUGACCUGCCACGUGAACUUCUGGCCGUGCAUGUCUUCCGGUAUCUCACUGCAAUGGAUCUCUGCGAACUUGCCUCAUCCUGCCGACUCUUAAGAGAAAUAACCAAUGACGAUGUCUUGUGGCGCCGUCUUUGUCAACGAAAAGGCUGGGAGCGCUACGGUACCACUCAAGACAUUUGCAAGGAGGUACCAGUUGAACCCAGCGUUAAUGGUCGCAUCUACGAAUUUUGGGACUCUUUCCCGCUCGAUAUUAUUGUGACUGGUUCAGACUGGCCUGGACUGGUUAAGACGUGCAAAUGGAAGGAGGUGUACAUGAAAGCAGAACAUCUGGAGGAAAAUUUCUCGAGCGAACGUUACUGGGUGGAUACAUUAGAGUCUUGGGUGGGUCGAAAGGUGACCUUCCACAAUGGUGAUGCUCUUGAUGCUAAUGAACAACGUCUUUAUAAUUUGGCUGGUGAAGGAAACUGCUUAGCUGUGGGUAUAAGUAACCAAACUUUACAAAUCUGGGAUCUGUCAAACGGGAAACGCCGACAUAUUAUACAAGUGAACAUCAGUUCCGAUUGUAAUGCUCUGAAGAUGCAGGAUGGCAUCGUAGUUGCAGGUUGCAUGGACAGUAAGAUUCGCACCUUCUCUGCUGAGACUGGAGAGCAGCUUCAGUUUCUGACGGGCCAUCGUCUCGCAGUACGUUGCGUUUUCUUCGAUGGAGAAACUAUUGUCAGUGUUGCUCAACCAAAAGUUAAGGGUGACGGAGAGCACACCGACAGUGAUGUACGCGUCUGGAAUGCUGAAGACGGUGCGUGUCGCUUUAUCAUCCGAAGUGACUCUCAAGACACUCACCUCGUUCACGCUGAGUAUAAGGAAAGGAUGGUAGCUUGUGCUUACAGUAACAAAACAAUUCAAGUAUGGAAUGCAUGCGACGGAUGCUGCAUACAGCGACUUGUUUGUGACAUGAGCAAUUUACUUACAUGCCAUCUCGGAAAUGGUGUCAUCAUCGGCACUUCUGACGAUUUCGUCGUGAAGAUAUGGGAUCUUGUAUCCCAAAGAUGCCUGAAGACAUUUGAAGUACCGUUCGAUUACGAAGAGCGUCACCGUGCGUCCUUUGCUUUCAAUGGCGAGCUUCUCGCUUGCAUGUUUGGUUACCAGUUGAUAGUGGUAAAUCUUGAUGGAAAACAGCUCGAACGUUUCCAAUUGGCUAAUCCCGUCUCUACACGCGGCAACAAUUGUUUUCUUGGCAACAAGCUGCUGACGCUUUGUCAGGGUGGAAUUGCAGCCUACUUUUUCAAGUGUUGUUUAUGCGUGAUCGGCCAGGAGUCCGGCGCAGGGAGUUCCGAUGAAGUUGAUUCGAACUGGAGUGCGCCAAUGGGGGAUUACUUUGGGGGAAGUGAUUAUUGGGGUUGGUCACCUUUUUGGAUCAGUGAGACCAAAGUGGUCUGCGAGGACUUGGAUGAAAAUCAUAGAUCUCAAAUAAUUGUCCGACAUUAUUGGUGACAAUGUAUGACAUUGCUUCGAUUCUGCUCCAGUACAGAGGCUUUUGGCUGACGAUGGAUUCUUGUGAAUCUGAAAUGACCUUGACUGACCUGCCAUGCGAAUUUCUGGUGCAUGUGUUUCGCUGUCUCACUGCAAGGGAUCUCUGCAAACUUGCCUCAUCCAGCCGACUCUUAAGAGAAAUAACCAAUGACGAUGUCUUGUGGCGCCGUCUUUGUCAACAAAAAGGAUGGGAGCGCUACGGUACCACUCGAGACAUUUGCAAGGAGGUACCGGUUAACGCCAGCGUCAAUGCUCGGCUCCUUGAACUAUGGGAUCCCCCAACCUUCCCGAUUGAUGUUCUUGUAACUGGUUCAGACUGGCCUGGACUGGUGGAAACAUGUAAAUGGAAGGAAGUGUAUAUGAAAGCAAAACAUCUUGAGGAAAAUUUCUCGAACGAACGUUAUUCUGUGGAUACACUAGAGUCUUGGACGGGUCCCAAGAGGACAUUCUACAACAGUGAGAACCUUGAGGCUCCGGAACAGUAUAUUUAUAAUUUGGCUGGUGAAGGAAACUGUUUAGCUGUCGGUAUAUGUAACAAAACCUUGCAAAUCUGGGAUUUAUUCAGCGGGAAACGCCGACAUAUUAUCCAUGUGAACAUUAGUUCCGAUUGUAAUGCUCUGAAGAUGCAGGAUGGCAUCGUAGUUGCAGGUUGCUUGGACAGUAAGAUUCGCACCUUCUCUGCUGAGACUGGAGCGCAGCUUCAGUUUCUGACGGGCCAUCGUCUCGCAGUACGUUGCGUUUUCUUCGAUGGAGAAACUAUUGUCAGUGUUGCUCAACCAAACGUUAAGGGUGACGGAGAGCACACCGACAGUGAUGUGCGCGUCUGGAAUGCUGAAGACGGUGCGUGUCGCUUUAUCAUCCGAAGUGACUCUCAAGACACUUACCUCGUUCACGCUGAGUAUAAGGAAAGGAUGGUAGCUUGUGCUUACAGUAACAAAACAAUUCAAGUAUGGAAUGCAUGCGACGGUUGCUGCAUACAGCGACUUGUUUGUGACGUGAACAAUUUGCUUACAUGCCAUCUCGGAAAUGGUGUCAUCAUCGGCACUUCUGACGAUUUCGUUGUGAAGAUAUGGGGUCUGGUAUCCCGAAGAUGCCUGAAGACAUUUGAAGUGCUGUUUGAUCGACAGGAGCAACACCGUGUGUCUUUUGCUUUCAAUGGUGAGCUUCUUGCUGGCAUGUUGGGUCGCCAGUUGAUAGUGACAAAUCUUGAUGGAGAACAACGAGAGCGUUUUGAAUCUGUUUAUCCCUUCUGUCCAGACGCCAGCAGCUGUUUCCUUGGUAACGAGCUGCUGACGGUUUGUGAUGGUAAAUGGUGGUUCAGGUAUCGUCUAUGGGCGAUCGGCCAAGAAGAGUCAGGAGCGGAGGAUUUCUCUGAAGUUGAUUCGAACUCGAGUGAGCCAAUGGAUUAUUACUUUGGGGGGAGUGAUUUUUCGGGUUGGUCUCCUUUUUGGAUGAGUGACACCAAAGUGGUCUGCGAGGACUUAGAUGAAACAGACAGAUCCCAGAUAGUUGUCCGACAUUAUUGGUGACAAUGUUGGAUAUGGUUUCGAUUCUGCUCAAGUGUGGUGACAGUCGCAUUGGUUUGUGAGCUGGGGAUUCCCCAUUAUCAUUAAGUCAUUAUAAUGUAACCUUUAAACUCUGCUUGUGAGCAGGGCGGGAAUAAGCCUUUUGCGAGUUAACUUUGACCCAAAUCUGGUACAAUGAGUUCUUUAAAUUCACAUGAACAUAACAACUUGAAUUCUCCAUACCAUACUAAAACCACUGUUGCUAUACCAUGAUAACCACUUCCCAAUCAAAACUCAGUUUCCAUUCAGAGGCGGUUGCAACUGUCCAACGCUUUAGCGUCUACUUGCCAGAAACGUCACGGGGUAAACGUCACGCUCGACAUGAGUUGCCAUGGUGCCAUGGUGUAGAAAGACUCAAAAUAAAUUAUAGAAAUAGAUUUAACCCCCCCCCCACUCUGCACUGUCCAUGUGACUUUAUAUAAUUUGUUAUCAAUAGUCGCCAUACCAACUUUGAGGAGUUCGACGUGGGGCAUUUUGAAGUGUUAAAGGGUGUAAACUGGACAGUCGUUUGGGCGUAUAAUCAGCCUUUUUGUAUCGUUGUUUUAUGUUUAAUAUGGCGCAUGUUUAUUGCAGUGAAUCGCUACGCUCUUCACUUGAAGUUGUACCACGCCUCACUCACUUGUGCACUGCACGUCACAGUCAUGAUUCUAUUAAUCAAUAACAAAGAUGUUAAUAGUUGGAAAGAAUAAACCGACUGAGCUAGUUCCGUCCGAGUUAAUGCAAGGAGUUGCGAUGAGAAUUUGGACCAAAAAUUACAAGACAUGUGGCAAGCUACAAACGCCAACUACAGGGAGCUAAUAAAUACAUUUUCCACCCUGAGUCCUGUUUUCAUGAGCUGAGUCUCGCUGGAUGGGCUUUUUGCCAAAUGAAUGUAUGGUAAAUAAGCCGUGUGCACGUGACCUGACCCCAAAAUAGCUGAAGCCUAAAUUUAACCGUAAAUACACAGGCACAUUAUUACUGAAGACGUCAUGGGUUGUGCGUACCAUCAACAUGUUCGCUCUUUUUGUUUACAAUUGCAUUGCUGAAAGUAUUGUGAUCCGGUUAGAUCCGGGUUGUACUGCUAAAAAUAAAAAUGCUCAAAGAGUUUGAAUGUCGGGGCUGUUAUAAAAUGGCAGUCAA